AUGCUGUCUGCCCAGCUCACGGUCAACACCAAAGGUCAUGUUCUCUCCGUUUUGAUAGAUUCAGGGGCGGAACAGAAUUUUAUUGACUCUGAGUUAGCAGACCGCCUUCAGCUAGGGCAGGAACCUCUUCCCCACACUUUGCAUGUCACUGCUUUGUCCGGCCAGCGCCUACCUGACAUUACUCACGUCACUGAGCCCGUUAUUCUUACUCUGUCUGGCAACCAUACUGAGGAAAUAUGUUUUUUUGUGUUCAAGGCCACUCGGACGCCGCUCGUUCUCGGGCACCCCUGGCUUCGUCAACAUAACCCGUGCAUUAAUUGGCUUACGGGACGCAUUACGGGGUGGGGAGAGGAAUGCCAUAUGACCUGCCUUAAAUCCGCCUCACCGCCUCACACACCAGCCUCCCUCGCCAAGUCGACCGCGCCCUCCGAUUUGUCCGGAGUGCCCCCUGUUUAUCAUGAUCUCGCCGAAGUGUUUCGCAAGGACCGGGCCCAGUCGUUGCCUCCUCACCGACCGUACGAUUGCGCUAUCGACUUACUCCCUGGCGCGCCAUUGCCUACUAGCCGUCUCUACAGCAUCUCUCUACCGGAGCGAGAGGCUAUGGAGUCAUACAUCUCAGAGUCCCUCGCCGCCGGCUUGAUCCGCGCUUCCUCAUCGCCCGUAGCAGCAGGGUUUUUCUUCGUCGAGAAAAAAGACAAGUCUCUCCGCCCGUGCAUCGACUACCGUGGGUUAAAUAACAUAACCAUCAAAAACAAAUAUCCACUCCCACUUCUGACCUCUGCUUUUGAGCUGCUCCAGGGGGCGACAGUUUUCAGCAAAUUGGACUUGAGGAGCGCAUAUCACUUAGUUCGGAUCCGAGAGGGCGACGAGUGGAAGACCGCCUUCAAUACUCACCUUGGACACUUUGAAUACUUGGUUAUGCCGUUCGGCCUCUCUAAUGCUCCUGCAGUUUUUCAAGCACUCGUUAAUGAUGUUUUGAGGGAUUUCAUCAACAGGUUCGUCUUCGUCUACCUCGACGACAUCCUGAUCUUCUCCAAGUCACUGUCAGAGCAUGAGACCCACGUCAGACAGGUUCUGCAACGCCUGCUGGAAAACCGGUUGUUCGUAAAAGGUGAGAAAUGUGUCUUCCACGUGUCCACAGUUGCCUUCUUAGGCUACGUCAUCGAGCAGGGAGACCUACGUCCUGACCCAGCUAAGGUGAAAGCCGUGGUGGAGUGGCCUGAACCCCCCAACCGACGGCAGCUGCAGCGGUUCCUCGGCUUCGCUAACUUCUAUAGGCGGUUCAUCCGGGACUACAGCAAGGUAGCUCUGCCUUUAACACAAUUGACCUCUCCCAAGGUUCCUUUUCAGUGGAACGAUGCUGCCCAAUCAGCCUUCCUGGAGCUGAAAGAGCGAUUCGCCUCAGCACCCAUUCUGGUCCAGCCCGACCUAACCCUGCAGUUCGUGGUGGAGGUGGACGCAUCCGACACGGGAGUAGGAGCGGUCCUCUCGCAACAGAGGGAUGGUAAGCUCCACCCGUGUGCCUUUUUCUCCCGUCGUCUCACCCCCGCAGAACGCAACUACGACAUUGGCGAUCGGGAACUUCUUGCCAUCAAGCUCGCCUUGGAGGAGUGGAGGCACUGGCUGGAGGGCACUGCCCAACCGUUCAUCGUUUGGACAGACCAUAGGAAUCUGGCAUAUCUGCAAACCGCAAAGAGGCUUAACGCCAGACAAGCAAGGUGGGCUCUGUUUUUUACGCGGUUCCACUUUUCAAUCACUUACAGGCCAGGAUCCCGCAACGUCAAGCCGGACGCCCUGUCUCGACAAUUCUCCACCUCCGAAGACCCGGCGGACCCUGCUCCCAUCCUCCCGGCCACCUGUGUGGUGGGGGCUGUCUCCUGGGAAAUCGAGUCGGCCAUUCGCGAGGCUCAGAGAGCCGAACCGGAUCCUGGAGGCGGCCCUGCGGGGCGCCUGUUCGUUCCCCAACCUGUCAGGCCUCAGGUAUUACAGUGGGCACACACAGCCCGUUUCUCCUGUCACCCAGGAAUACACCGCACAAUUACUUUCCUGCAGCGCUACUUUUGGUGGCCCACCCUGAGCCGGGACGCCAAAGAAUACGUCUCCGCGUGUACAACCUGCGCUCGAAACAAGACCCCAAACCAGCCACCCUCGGGUCCGCUUCAUCCCUUACCCACGCCUUCCAGACCAUGGUCUCAUGUUUCUCUGGAUUUUGUGACUGGCCUCCCGCCAUCUGCAGGUAAUACGGUCAUACUCACGAUCAUUGACCGCUUUUCUAAGGCGGCUCACUUUGUUGCUCUGCCCAAGCUGCCUACAGCAUUGGAGACUGCUCGCCUGCUCACCACCCAUGUCUUUCGCCUGCACGGCAUUCCAGAUGACAUCGUGUCUGACCGGGGUCCUCAAUUCACGUCCCGUGUGUGGAGGGAGUUCUGCACCUCAUUGGGAUCUAAGGUCAGUCUCUCCUCUGGUUAUCAUCCGCAGAGCAAUGGCCAGUCCGAACGGGCGAACCAGGAGUUGGAGGCGGCCCUGCGCUGCGUCGUCUCUUCCAACCAGGCCGUCUGGAGCGAGGAACUGCCCUGGAUCGAGUACGCCCACAACAGCAUGACCUCCUCCGCCACGGGCCGGUCCCCUUUCGAAGCUUCUCUGGGGUUCCAGCCGCCUCUUUUUCCCUCCAUCGAAGGCGAACACUCUGUGCCAUCCGUCCGGGCGCAUCUGCGUAGGUGUCGUCGGGUGUGGAAGGCCACCCGGGCUGCGUUGUUACGCACCAAGGACCGCAACAAACGCUUCGCUGACCGCCACCGGUCCUCCGCUCCCGCCUAUACUGUUGGGCAGAAGGUAUGGCUUUCCACACGCUUCGUUCCCAUCCGGGCGGAAUCCAGGAAGCUCUCUCCUGCCUAUAUCGGCCCGUUCGAGAUCUCGGCUUUGGUUAACCCUGUGUCUAUUAAGCUCAAGCUGCCUCGCAACAUGAAGAUACACGAUGUCUUCCAUGUGUCUCAGGUUAAACCUCUCCGGUCCAGUCCUCUGUGCCCGCCUUCCAGGCCCCCUCCUCCCCCCCGGCUCGUGGACGGUCUGCCGGCUUACUCGAUCACCCGUAUCAUGGAUUCUCGGCGGCGG
This is a messenger RNA of Haplochromis burtoni (Burton's mouthbrooder), 3111 nucleotides long. RefSeq names its product leucine rich repeat and fibronectin type III domain containing 4b (gene lrfn4b). Gene Ontology annotation, biological process: DNA integration. Lineage: Eukaryota; Metazoa; Chordata; Actinopteri; Cichliformes; Cichlidae. The annotation marks the transcript as partial. Gene Ontology annotation, molecular function: nucleic acid binding. The record is from RefSeq and is a predicted model, not a curated record. The transcript has a single exon.